AUGAGUCAACCGCAGAUUGUAAUAAAUCCCGAUGAAACGCUCCAUAUAGUCUGUAGACUUCUGUUUUAUAAUAUACCUGGCUUUUAUACCAAUGCCAAAACCCUAUAUAAUGCAUGUCAGAAAGAAGGAUAUUCUUUUCGAUUGCGAGAUAUUGCAAAGUGGUUAGUGUAUCAAUAUAUCCAUCAAAUUUAUCGACAACCACUACCAUGUAAAGCUGAAGCAAGUUUUUCGAAGAUUAAGAUUCCAAACAAGGUUCAGCAGUGUGACAUUCUGCUCCACACUAAAGAUGAUCAGGAUGGUAGAAGGAUAUUUGUUUGUACUUUUCUAAUCAUAGAUGUGGCAACACGUUUUAAAGACGCAAGCUCAAUAACAUCGAGAAAUAGUUUAGAAAUCUGGAAUGCGGUAAAAGAAAUAUUUGAGGAUCCUUCUAAUAAUCUCACAUGGCAAACAUUAUUAAUGACUGAUGGUGAUGCCUCGUUUAGGGGUGCAUUCUUUCGAGGGAUGCAACAAUACAAUGUCCCAAUACGUGUUGUCGACCUUUAUAGUUUAGAGAGCUUGGCUUUGAUUAAAGCGUUUAAGAAAAGAAUAGCAGAAUUAAUAUAUAAAGUCCAAUAUGCUAUAGAGGGACGAUUAACUGACGGAGAGCAAUCAAGACUAUGGAAAAAAAUUCUUAAGAAGUAUAUUGAUUAUUUGAAUAACAGUAAGACACGCUUUAUUGGGAUGUCUCCAGCUCGUGCUAUGACUUUGGAAGAAGUUGAAUCAAAACCUUCUAGGAAAGCUAAGCGCGCAAUUGGAAAAGAUGAGGAGAUAAAGUUACAAAAGGGUACAGCGGUUAGAUAUUUGUUGAAACCAGGUGAAUUGGAAGGGGACCAUAGGCGUAGAGCAACUGAUCCAUACUGGAGCUUGCGUGUCUAUAAGAUAAAAAGAGUUGUUAUUGGGAAGAACCCGCCACAGCCAAUUUUAUACUAUCUUGAAAAUGGACUUAUUGAAUCUACUGCUCAUUUGAUGGGACGAAAUCCCAAAAGACCUUUCAAAUUCGAGGAACUCCAAGUAAUUGAGGAACCUGAUAAAAUCGAAUAUCCACCAGAUGAAUUUAUGCGGAAAUACCAUCCUACUGGAUUCGUUCACUAUGUUCAAGUUGCUAAUAAUAAAUUGACUAAAGCCGAUCAAUAUGCUAAAAAGUGUGGUGGCCAUUGUCUGGAAAAGACCGGGCGAAUAAAUGGACAUAAUGUAUACCUCUGGUCCUGUGAAAAUGGUGCGCAUCAAUGGGAGUAUCCAUUAAAACCAUCAUUUUUGAAUGGGAUGCAAUUAGAUGGUUAUAAUGAAGAAUUAAAAUUGGCUUUUGAAUAUCAUGGAUCCCAACACUAUAAUCUUAAUUCAAUGUUUCAUAAGAGAGGCCAGAUAGAUUUAGAUGAACAAAAAUCCCGAGAUCAAAAAAAGCGAGACAUAUGUAAGCAAGAAGUGGACGAAGUCAAGCCCUCGAAAAAAUAUCAGGGUGAUCCUCAUGCACUGGCAUGGCCUUUUCGAAUUAUAGUUGCAGGGGCUAGCAAUUCGGGUGAGCGCAAUGUUAAAUGCGAUGACGUGAUACUUUGUGGCCACCAUCUUAACGAGCCUAAAUAUAGAAUUGUUCGAAACUUUUAUAAAUAUCUUGCGCAAGAUAAAUCCAAGCCAUACUAUGAAGAUAUCACAUUCUCUACACUCACUCCUGAUAAAAUUCCAGACCCAAAAAAGUUCAAUGUUAAAAGAAGUAAACUAACGAUAUUUGAGGAUGUCUGUUCAGACCCUCCAGCUAUACAGAAAAAAAUUAUUCCAUAUUUUAGUAGAGGUCGCCACGAGAAUAUUUCUUCUAUUUAUGUCUCACAAAAAUUUCACAGGAUUCCUACGGAUAUUCAUGCUGAUCAGCACAAAGCUUCAAAGGUCAUCGAUGGUUAUUUGAGACAAAAGGAAUUUGUGGUCAUCGAUAUAAAUAAACCGAGAUCUGAAUCCUUUUCACUUCGAUGGGACACUCCGCUCAAUUUGGAAAAGGAAAUCAAAUCGUUGGGCAAUACUUCCAACUAG
This is a messenger RNA of Rhizophagus irregularis DAOM 181602=DAOM 197198, 2058 nucleotides long. The record is from RefSeq and is a predicted model, not a curated record. NCBI's taxonomy places the organism in Eukaryota, Fungi, Glomeromycota, Glomeromycetes, Glomerales, Glomeraceae.